UUGUAUAACUUGUAGACUUCUAGUUGCAACAUUGACAUACAUUUUUUCGUACGUAAUAUCAUACAAAGAAUAUCGUUUUACGUACCAAUGUACUUUCAGUCGCAAUUGUGGUCAUUUGUAAAUGUAUGUUAAUGUUAUAAACAGAAAAACGUUACUGUUGAUAGAAAAACUUUGAUGAAAAUUGUUAUUAUAAGUGUUUUGAACUAAAUUCAAAAGAUCGAAUGAUUCUUUGUUAACAAAGCAUGGAAUAAGUACAUGAUGUCUUGAUACAAUAUGGUAAAAAUAAAAAAAAUUGUUUAAAGCAAUAAUUACUAAAUCGAAAGAAACAAAAAGUAAUGUAGUCGAGAAAAAGUAUUUUAAGUUAGAACGGUCGAAACCGCAUGACCUUCCGGUCGCAUUACUCGGUAACUCUCAGUUAAGAUUGCACGAAAUUAGUGUAUGAAACAAGAGUUAGUGCUUCAUAUAAGAAGACAUAAGACUGUAAAACGUCAUGAGUAUGCAACAAAGCACUGAAUUGAUCAUCUUUGUGACCCAUGUCGAAGCAGAAGAUUCACUCCUCAAAAUAUGGGGUCAAGUUGACAAAAAUUCAGCGACAUGUAUAGAGCGUAUGAUUUUACCCUUGGGCGAACAAUUUGCUCGAAGUCAGGGUUGUAUAGAUGCACGGACCAGUAACCUACGUAUAAAUGCACUUUGCUGUGCUCGAUUUCAAAAUGAGGGAUAUUAUCGGGCCAGAGUAAUUAAUAUACGUGCCGAUGGUAUGGUAGUUCUACAGUUUAUUGAUUAUGGUAAUAUUGAAGUGUUGCCACCUCAAGAGAUUCACUUGAUAGAAAAUAUACCUGGUUCAGAAUCUCUGCAAUCAUUUCCGCCUGUGGCAUUUGAAUUCACAUUGAUGAAUGUAUUACCUGUAAAUGGUAUCUGGGAGAACAAAAUAAUUGAAUCGAUUAAGAAAUCUUUAUGUUACAAUGAGUAUAAAAUAUUAAUUUGCGCAGUGAUUAAUAAUCAUCGUUUUAUUAAACUGUGGUAUAAUAAUGAAAAUUUCAGUGAUUUGCUAAUUGACAGACAUAUGGCAGUAAGAGCUACAGUACCAGAUAUGUUUAGGCUAAAAUGUGUGCAGCAACCUCAAAUGCCAAUUUAUCAGCAAUCAAGCAAACACCUCAUUAGCAAUAACUGUACUCCGGUUGCUCCUGUCCAAAAUCCGAACUCAUUACACUGUGAAGAAAGUGAUAUUCACAGAUAUCAACGAAAUGUUCCUUUAUAUUGUACAGCUCAACAAAAACACUUGAUGCAAACACCUAUGCAAGAAGCUCUUGUAUUUAAAUCGCGUGUUUUGGAUGUACCAUCUGAACACGAAGUCUAUGUUUCUUUUGUAGAAGAUGGUCCACAAAAGUUUUCUGUACAACUUCAGAGUACAUCUCAAGUAUUAAGUAUGCUUAUGAAAGAAAUUAACAGUCAUCCAAUACAACCACUGCAAGAACCUCCUUUACCGGGAUCAGUAUGCUUAGGCCGUUACACUCAAGAUAAGGUGUUAUGUAGAGCUGUUGUGAUGUCUGUAAUGGAAAAUAAGUGUAAACUUUAUUAUGUUGAUUUUGGUCAUACAGAAGUGUUACCAUAUGCUGAUAUUUUCCAAUUACCAUCUCAUUUUAUUAAUCCUAAAGUACUUUCUAUACGAUUCACGCUAAGCGGUGUACACGAGUUAAACGUUACAGAUGAAAUGAAAAAAUAUUUUAAGCAAAUAGUGUCAGGAAAAUUGCUUGGAUUACAUGUUCGUCCACCAGAAGGACCACCAUUGGUUCAAUAUGGAGAUUUAUACGAUGACGGAAAGAAUAUAAAGAAUAUUCUUCGACAAGCAUUUCCAACACCAGUUACAGUAACACCUAUGACUUCAUCAUUUGGAUAUGAAGAAUCAAAACAGUUGUCAAGAGGAGUUGAAGAAAUAGUUCAUGUUUCAUUCGUGGAAUCUUGCAGAAAAUUUUUUGUACAACUGGAUAGUAACAGUACAUCUCUUGAAUCAAUAAUGAAUUGCCUAGCAAAAUUCUGUCAAAAUGCGCCUAUUUUAAAUCUAGCUCAACUAAAAAUUGGACUUCCUUGUGCUGCUUUAUAUGAUAAUCAAUGGUACCGAGCACAGAUACUUGGCAUAAAUGCAAAUAAUGUGAAGGUCUUAUAUGUAGACUAUGGUAAUGAAGAAACUGUGACUGUAACUUCUCUACGUUUAAUGCAUGACAAUUUAAUUAAAACGUUAGAAGCUCAAGCAAUUAGAUGCAUUUUAAACGGUUGGGAAGUUUUGCCAUGUACUCAAGAAAUUCAUAAUCAAUUUGAAUUACUGAUUUUGGAGAAGCGUUUACGUUUGAAAGUAAUCGAUGUAAAUCCAGAUGGUAUAGUAGUAGAAUUAUAUGACCCUGAAAAGAUGGAAAGCAUUAAGUCACAAAUGUUACGCAUGAUUGGUGAUGAUAAAAAAGUGACAAACGAGUCAAACUUUCAAAAUAUGGAAAAUCAGCAUACUACAAAACUGACAUCAAAAUUAAAUCAAAGUGAAAAUACGAAUAAGUGGCAAAAAAAGAGUCAAUUAGAUACAUGGCAUGAUACACAGAAUACCAAUACAGUUCAAGAAAGAAAUAAGUCUAAAACUUGGAAAGAUGAAUCAAAUGAAGGCAAAUUGUAUGAAAGUAGAAAUGAAAAAAGUAAUUUUCAUCGUAUUGGUUCCAGAAAUGAAAGAUUUCAUAGAGAUGACUCUUCCAAUAGCAGAAAUACAAGAGAUACAUGGAAUAACAAAAAUGAUUAUAAUGAACCAUCCAAAAGUGGUUCUGGUGGAAGAGGUGCUGGAAGUGGUAGAAAUAGAUCUUCAGGAUAUGCUCAAAAAAGUAAUACUUUUGAUAAAAGUUGGAGUGACAAAGAUUCAGAUACGUCAUCUAGAAGUAGUGGUAGACGGGGGAGAGGCAAUGCUUCUCGUGAAGGUUAUCACAAACAUGAAGGAUUUUCUGGGAGAAUGCAAAGUAGCAGAUCGAGUGAUAAAGACUCUGAUGGAAGUGUUAAGGCUACAAAAAUAAAUAGUGACUCUUAUCAUGGAAGUAAUAAAUUUAGAGAAAGAAGAGGAGGAUACAGACAUAGGGCAUCAGAAAGCAAGUCAAACACUGCAUAUAGUAGUAAUACGGAAGGUGGGCGAAGAUAUAGUCCUAUGCGAAGACAAGAUUUUCAUAUUCCAUCUCCUAGUAUAGUUAUUGGAACUACAAAAACUUGCGAAGUAGUUUUUACUAACAGUCCAUUUGACUUUUUUAUUCAGUUAAGUACUGAUUAUGCUGCAUUAGAUUCCUUAAUGGAAAAUAUUGCAUCAAUAUAUGAAACUGGUGGAGAAUUACUUCAAGAAUUCAAAAUACGCAAAGGAAUGUACUGCAUUGCUCAAUAUACGGAAGAUUUGAAAUGGUACAGAGCUAUAAUCAAAUCCGUUGAAGGAAACAGUGCAACUGUACAAUUUGUAGAUUACGGAAAUACAGAAACAGUCGAGUUUAAUAAGAUUAAAACAAUUCAAAAGGAAUUUUUAAAACUUCCAGUACAAUCUAUACACUGUAAAUUAUUUGGUAUAAAAGACAUUAGUUUUGAUAUGAGCAAAACAAACAUUUUUGAAGAUAAAGUUAGUGGGAAAACAUUAGAAGCAGAAUUUAUAACUGAAGAAAAUGGUAUAUAUGGCGUCUUGUUACGAGAAAUUAUUGAUGGUUCUCCAAUAAGCACUUUUAUAAACGAAGAAUUCUGUGAAGAUAAGAGUUUUCUAAAAACUAAGGACGUAGCGAUAUCUCGUAGUAAAAUUACUACUAAUACAGGACAAUUAACUGAACCUGAUUAUGCUCCUUUGAAUGCUACGUGGGAAACAAUCUCUUUUUCACCGGGAACUAGAAAAGACGUAAUUGUUACAUGGUUUACAAAUCCUAAUAAUUUCUAUUGUCAAAUACUUGACAAUGAAAAUGAAUUCAAAAUUAUGAUGAAUGAAAUUCAAAAGAUGUAUGUUGGCAGAGAACCCGUGUCAUAUACAUUAAAAAUUGGAUCACCUGUAAUAGCAAUAUUCUCUGAGGACAAAGCUCUUUAUCGUGGGGAAGUCAUAGAAUUAAAUAAAUUAAAUGGACAUCUUAUACAUUACAUAGAUUUUGGGAAUAGUGCUGUGGUAAAUCCUCAAAAGAUUUAUUCUGUAGAAAAGAAAUUGUUACAUCUUCCCAAACAAGCUGUUCAGUGUUCCUUAUUAAAUAUUAUUCCACAAGAUGGCCAUAGUUGGUCUAAAGUAAAUACAGAAGCAAUUGAUAAUUGUUUUAAUGCUGACAAGUAUGAGUGUACUUUUCAUGAUAUAAUAGAUAAUAAAUACAUAAUUUCUUUAAACAAUAACGAGAACGACGUAGCUACUACAUUGAUCGAAAAAAAUCUUGCAUCACUUGCCUCGACAAAUAAAUCAGAUGACACCUCUGCAGAUAGUAAUAAUCCCAUACCAGUAAUGUUAUAUGAGAUAGAAAAAGUUGAUAUAAAUCUUCUAAGUGGUCAAGCACUUAGGGUGAAAGUGUCAAGUGUAGAAAACGCAUCUAAAUUGUACGUUCGACUUCCAUCUGCUAAUGAAUGUGAAGAUUUAAUAGACACAUAUAUGGCUGGCAAAAAUCCGAAGGUGAUGCAACGAUUAUCAGCCCAUGAGUUAUGCCUGAGCACAGGUUGUUUGGUUUAUUCAAAUGGAGUAUGGAGACGAGCAGUAAUCAAUAGCCAUUCACGAUCCACAGGCUUUAAUGUAAAAUUAAUUGAUUCUGGAGCAUAUGAUGAAAUUCUCUCAGAUUGCGUCUUAGCUUUACCAGGAGAACUUUCAGUUAUGCAGAACCAGGCAAUAGAAUGUUCCCUUUUAGGUGUUACGCCAUCUUCUGAUACUGAUGCAACACUGAAAAAAUGUGUUGAAGGGAAAGAAGUGAUUAUAUAUGUUCAUGAAGUUGACAAUAACAGACUCAUCGUAAAACUGUUCGAUUUAUUGGGUAACAAAAUAAGUAUUUUUGAAGAGGUCGAUGAAAAGAUAUCACCAAUAUGUCCUAUGCCUAUUUUAAGUUCUACUCAUAAAGUGACAGUAUCAUACGCAGAUCAUUCUAGUAGUAUAUGGCUACAGCGUAACACAGAAAAUAUUUUGGACCAAAAUUUAAUUAAAGCACUUAAGGAAUAUUACCCCACGUCUGGAAAGUUAAUAGAACCGGAAGUAGGUAUUUUGUGCGCGGCUAAAAGCGUAGAUGGUCAGUGGUAUCGUGCCAAAGUCAUAAAAUGUACCGAAAGUGGAAUUUACGUGAAUUUCAUUGACUAUGGUAAUAACGAAGAAGUCACUCGUGAUCUACUAAUGACUUUAGACCCAUCUUUUUAUGUACCACAUCAAUUGGCUGUCAAUGUUUCGUUACCAGUAACGCUUAAUGGUACAGUGGGAGAACAACUAAAUAUAUUACAAAAUUAUUUGUCGAACAAGGAGCUCACUGCAAUUUUUCGUAAUGUAAACAAGAAAUGGAUAACAGAAUUAUUAUGUGAUGGAGAAAAAAUUAGUGAUAAAUUUACUUCACUUAAUUUAACAUCUCAGCAAGAAAUAUCUGGAACAAGUCAACCUAAAGUUCAUAAUGUGACAGUAAAUCAUAAAUAUGAUGUAUGUGUAUCUCAUGUAGACUCUCCUAGUCAGUUUUGGCUUCAAUGUGCAGAAGAUGUUACACAUCUUUCUAUGAAGCAAGAUGAGCUUCAAACGGAAGCUACUAAAUUCCCACAAGUGGAUGGAAUAUUAGAAGAAGGAAGUUUAUGCGUUGCUAUGUACACAAUUGAUAAUGUGUGGUACAGAGCACAGGUACUUGACGCAGACGAAGACAUUACGACUGUUCGAUUUAUUGACUAUGGAAAUACUGAUGUCAUUGAUAAUAAAUCGGGACACAUCCGACAGAUUUCAGAUUCGUGGAAAGAAAUAAAGGAAUAUGCAAUUAAAUGUAGAUUAGAUGUUAUUCCUACCGAUUCAGAAGAUUGGAAUGCUACUACAUGUACGAAGUUUGAAAAUUUAGUUACAUCUGUUGAAUCUUUACAAGCCUUUGUUAUCGCAGAGGGAAUUCCAAAACGAGUAGAUUUGUUGAUAAAUGACAAAAGUGUUAGUGAAAAAUUAGUUGAAGAUCAUCAUGCUGUAAUGAUUCAUACUGAAGAUGAUUUAAUAGAUGAAAUAGUUGAUCUUGAAUUGGAUCCUCAUUCUGCUUUUGUGAGUCAUAUUAAUUCCCCAGGCGAAUUUUGGGUACAAGAAGAAAAAUCUGUUGGUGAUUUAGAAGUUAUGACUGACAGAUUUAUCGUAGCAGAUAUGUUUCCCAAAGUCGAUGAAAUCAAAGAAAAUAUGUUGUGCGUUGCUAAAUAUCCUGAUGACGAAUAUUGGUACAGAGCGCGCGUUAUAUCACACAGUGAUAAUGCUACACGAGUCAUAUAUAUCGAUUACGGAAAUUCAGCUACAUCAACAGAAAUACGUGCCAUACCACCAGAUUUAGCAGAUGUGCCGCCAUUAUCGAGGAAAUGUUGCUUAGCUAUGCCGGAAGGAAUCACGCAAUGGUCAGAACAGGCGUGCACAGAAUUUAUAAAAUUAGCUGCUGAUGGAGCAACAAUAUUCCUAUUGGAUGUAUUGAAAGAAGAUGACAUGUCAACGGUGAAAUUAACAUUAAACGGAGAGAAUGUAACUGACUUACUUGCAAACUUCUGUGAACGUUGCCCACCUAUCAUUGAAGAACGACUGCCUCCUUUAGGCGAAGAAAAUUCACCGAAUGUAUAUAUUAGUUGUACUAAUUCACCAGAUGAAUUUUGGAUCCAAACUGAAAGCAGCACUGCAGAUUUAGAUAUGAUGUUGGAUAGAUUGGAAGCAGCUCCUAGUUUUCUUCCAUUAAAUACAUUUGAAGUUGGAACUAUCUGUGCUGCAAAAUAUUCCAAAGAUGAUUUAUGGUAUAGAGCUAAAAUUCUUUCGCAUUCUGAAAAUUCUACCGAAGUUCAAUACAUAGAUUAUGGUAAUACAGCAAUUACAGAUGAAGUACGAAUGUUACCUGUAGAUAUUAUAAAUAUUCCUACUUUAGCUAAACGCUGCGCCUUACAAAAACCAGAUACUAUAAAUUGUUGGGCUUCAGAGGCUUGUAAAACGUUCGAAGAUCUCGCUGAACAGGGAAAAACAGAGUUUCAAUUCGAAAUCAUCAAUGAUGCUGUUGAUCCAAUUCUUAUUAAACUGACUCUUGAUGGAAAAGAUGUUGUUGAUACUCUAGUGUCAUUUUCAGAAAACCUACCUAACAAUACAGAUAUAAUACAAGAAAAAGAGAAUUUACAUGGAAACCAAAACAUAAGCGAGGAAUUAGAGGCCCAUGUAGGAAAUGAAAAUAAUGACAAUAUAGAUCAAGAUACAAUGGCUAAAACCGGAGAGGAUCAAAUUAAUUACAGUGUUGAACAAGACUUGAAUAAUUCUAUUACAAAAUCAGAAGAAGUGUUAGAAAUACACGAGGAGCAAAAUAAAGAACUAAAUAAGUCCCUGGAAAAUCUCGAAGAUCAGAAUAAAAUGACUAUAAAGGAUACCGAUAGCGUACAUUCGUAUAACAGUAACUUCAUUGUCGAACUCACUGUAGAUGAAAUAAUACAGAAUAUGGAAAGAAACGUAAAAGAUGAACCCGACAUGGAUGAAAAACCGUCUGGGAGUAAUGAUACUAAUAUAGACUCAUUUGAGAAUAAUGAUAUUGAAAAAAUAACCAAAACUGUGGAAAAUUUGGAAACACAAGAUACAUCACAGUUAACUGAAAUGCAAGAAGUAGAUACUAUUCUGGAUAAAGAUGAAGACCAUUUAAACCGAAGUGAGGAUCAGUUUGAAGCAAAAAGUAUACAUGAAGAAGAAUUGCCAUCAAUGGCGAAAGAAGAUAUAACAACGCCGGAUGGAACAAAAACGCAAAUAGAUCCAAAUAUGGAUGAAGAAGAUCAUUUACAUCAGAGUAAAGAUAAGUCUAUUGCGGAUAAAAACGAAGAUCACUCACACCAGAAUGAGGAUGAAUCUGAAGUAAAAAGUGUGCACUCAGAAGUAUCUUCAUCAAAGGUAAAAGAAGAUGUAAACCUGAAAGAAGCAGAAAUGGAAGUGAGUAUUGGUGGUCUAAGUAAAGAUAAAGGUCAGUUAGAUCAAAAUGAAGGUCGACCUGAAACAGAAUUCACACAUGCAGAAGAUAUGCAAGCUUCAAUCCCACUAGAAACCAAGAAGGAUGAUGAGAAGUUAAAAAGUAUUGAAGAUAAUAUAAUAAACUCAAUAACGCAAUCAUGUAGCAAUGAAACAAGACUAUGUGAACCACAUACAGAUAUUGAUUCUUAUGAACAUGAUACUGAAGUACAUACAACAGAAUUAGAUAAAUCUUCCGAUAAGCAAUCUAUUGAAGCACAAUUAAAUAAAAGUGUAACAGAUAAUACAUUGACAAAUGUUCUAGAUGAAGAGACUGCUUCUGGAAGCACCGAAGGAAAAACAAAGAGUGAUAAUGAAAAGUGUAAGAUAGAAAAUGAUAAUAAACUAAACAUUAGUAUAACAGAUAAUAAAGACGAUAUUGAGAUAAAGAGUACGAAUAAGAAGCAAUCUUUGGAUUUUAAAUCUGUCGAAACAAUAAACAACGAAUGUAAGAUUAGCGACAAGCAAGAUGAUAAGCACCUUCCACAUUCGGAAGGGGUUGAUAAACCUUCUGAAUGAUUAUGUACAGAGACUGACUUUAUAAUUCGAACAUAAAUUUUACAUGAUUCCGACACUUUAUUUUUGAAAAGGUUAUUGCUUAUGUCUUCAUAAUUCAGUAUUUAAUUUAAAGUCUUCUUAUACGAAUAUUUUGCUUAAAAAGUAUUGAAAGGUACUAAUGCGCGAACAAUAAUAUUACUGUGCUCUCUUCGAAGAAGGAAAUUUCAACAAAGGACAACAUUCCCAAAUAUAUGUCGUAGCUUUAAUUGUAGUGAGCACUAAAACGUUAAACAUUUUAUUUUUUUUAUUUUUUAUGUUUUUACUUCUUAAUUAAGAACAUUACUGUAUAUUGUUUGAUCGUGUAUAAUAGUAAACAAGCUUUCUUUUUUAUAUUAAUACAAAAAUCUGUUUACGUAAAUAAUAAUGAUAAAAUAUAUUCCGGUGGUUUACCAAAGAGUAAUAAAAGAGCGUACUCAUCAUAUAAAUUAAUUAAUGUUUCGUUUUGUUUUUCACAUAGAGUUUAAUAAAGAAUAAUAGAAAAUUAAAGUUCCAAACAUUGAAUAUUGCUAUUGUUAUUUUAUUUUCAUACAAAACUUUGACAUAGAUGUAUGCAAAUUUCAUCAAUUUCGCUUCAAUGUAAACCGGUGUUAGUUUAUAUAUAAUUUAUUGCAAUUAUUAUUCUUCAUAUGAAAUUUUAGGAAGGUUUCAUAAAUUUAUGUCAAAUUGUUAGUGACAAACAAUAUUAAAAAUGCAUGUUUCAUAAUAAAUGAAAAUAUACGUACAUGCUUUAAUAUUGUUAUUGUUAAGAAGAGACACUCUCAAUGAAAACGAAUGUAUAAUGUUCUUCUUUCUGCGAUUAUAUUCUUAUACUUGAUAUUAUAUAAUCCUUUUAAAAGCAUUAACGUUGACCCAAAUUAAACUGGUUAUAAUACUAAUAUAAUUUGUACAACAGAUUUAAUUUGUAUCAUACCAAAUACAGUAUGUCAUAAUGUUUUUCAAAUUGUUAUUAAAAACAGGAACUAGAAAUUAAUUUUGAUGAGCGAGGUAUAUUACAAACAGGUUGUUUUUUUAUUUAAAUAAUGCUUUAUGGUCACAUUAAAAUGGCUUUAAGAGUGAUAUAACACAUUUUAUAGUUGAUAUAUAAGUUAUAUUUUAUUAAUUGAUGAUAGAGCAUCUUUUUCAUAAACGGUUAAUACAAUAAAUUGUGAUUAACCAUUUAUAUAUAUUAUGUAUAUGUAUUAUUAUUAUUAUUAUUAAUAUUAAAAUUACUAUUAUUAUAAAUUUAAGUUGCGCCUCAACAAAAAUAUAUUGUCACAUAAUAAACCGACCGUUUUUCAAAGCUAUAAUAAAAAAUUGGUAGAUAAUGUGAACAGCACACUCACGGACAAAAUGAAUACCUAUGAAAAUUAUAAUGCUAUUAUUUCUACUAUUGAGACUCAAUAUCAUAUACAUGCGAUUAUGCAUAUUUAAAAAAAAUCAAUACUAACAAUGAUAACGUAAAUUACAAAUUUAUGUAGCUUUGAAUUUGUAUCGUCUAUCUCAAGUAUUGAUUAUUAAUUAUGCGUGUAUAUAACAGUUCGUGUGUGACUGAUUUUAGAGAACCAAUACAAAUAUUGUUAGCACUCGAAGAUAUUGACUUUGUAAUUAUAUUAACUUAUUGAAUAACAAUGUUAUAAACGGUACGUUGUAAACAAAAAAUGCAAGGACACUAUAAAUUAUGUACAUACGUACAAUGAUUGGAAUAUAAAUCUCGAACAACUUCGGGUAGUGCAUUCACAGUAUUGCGUUCUCCGGUAAGUGUGCGGCUAUGUAAAUAUUUCUAUUACAAUAAAAUAUAUUUUCUAAUA
Molecule: messenger RNA, 10524 nt
Organism: Hylaeus volcanicus
Lineage: Eukaryota; Metazoa; Arthropoda; Insecta; Hymenoptera; Colletidae
Product: tudor domain-containing 6-like
Exons: 12
Coding region: 491-8698 (2735 amino acids)
Source: RefSeq, a predicted model, not a curated record